AGUGAAGUCGAACGAAUGCAAAUGGUAGUGGUUUUGUUUUGCCAUGGCCUAUCCUGUACAUGGUUGAACUCUUGAUAUGUCUCUGUUUGAUGAAGUUAAGGAAAUUUUACAUUUUAUAGCAUUGAUGUCGCUACUAUCUUUACCUGCGAUUGCAGCGACAUCUGUAUGAUUAAUCAUUUGACCUACAUUCGAUUUCAAAGCGGAACAGGUAAACCAAAAACUUAUGGAACAUUGAAAACAACUUUAUGCCGUCAAAAUGCAGGCUCAAAACGGCAAUUUGAAGCUUCUUAUACCUUUGAUACUGUUAGGAGGGGCCGCUCUCAUCGUUUUAGUAGUAUGUGGAGCCACGAUUGUACGUGAAUUUGUCGUAAACAAAUUGGAAUUCAAUGGCCGCGAAUUUGAAGCUGCGAACUGCCAUGUUACUUCCGUAGAUUAUGAAAAUCAGAAAUGGCAAGAAUGUGAACAUUGUUACACGACUACGACGAUUGUCUGGGAAAACAACAAGCCAAUUGAUCGCCUGAACAAAGUCUGCGUGGAAUCAAGGUUCCCAUGUCUACAGAUUCAUGUUAUGUACCGUUUAGGAGCUGACUUGUAUGCCAGAUAUGGAGAAGAUUAUGGUGGUAUUUUGAGGCUUCACCCAUGGCAACUUGAGGGCAUUUAUUCACAGUGUUCAUACAACAUAUGCAGGCGGUAUGAAUAUGACAAUGAACGUGAGAUACGGUCUCUGCAGACCCAAUGGUUGAACAAGAUGGGAGAAAAAUUCACAUGCUACUAUAACCCCUCACGUCCAUGGGAAAUCGUCGCCAAGAAGAUGGCAACUAGAACUGAAGCUAUUGUCAGUAUGACCAUUCCCAGUUUUGUGCUGAUUGUAGCCGUCAUGGCCAUUGGAUUCGUUCUCAUAUGUAAAGACAAAUUUAACAAGAAGAAGAUUCCUAUGUAUAAUGCUUCUCAACAUGCAGCCCCUUCUAGGGAAAAUAUUGCGGACACUGGGUUCUAGAUAAAGUACUUGCUCACCCUCUGCACUCCUUUGAUGGUUUAGUACCAUUAGAACCAUCACUACAUGAAACAAAAGGCUAAAAGCAGGCAACAGUCUACUCCAAUUCAACACAAAUAAGAUGUAGAACAUGUACAUUCCUUAAGGAUUUAAGCAUAUGACCUAAUGAGUCAGGUUAUUGGUGAUUUAUAACACUGACAGAUUAAAAUGUUAACAACUGAGUGAAAAAAUCACCCACAAUUCUGAGUUGUGCGUUUUCACAUAUUACAAUAUUAUUAAAAUGAAUCAGAACCACGACUGUAUAUUUUUCUGAUCAUGGGCUACGUUUGAAAUCAUGAAAGUGUAAAGUUUCAAUAAUUUGAAACUUUGGAGCCAUUUUUAAAGUAACUAGCAAUGGAGUUUCCAUUGGAUCAUACAUUGCCUAGGAUAUUGGUAUUUUAUAAAUGAGUGAAAACUGAUUUCCAAAUUUUCAAUGUUUGAAAACUUUUUGUUUCAUUUUGUCUUGAAAAUGCUUUGUAAAUAUAUGUAUUAUUCACGUUUUUAAGCAGAGGUCAAUAUAUAUUUACUUAUACACUGCAUCUAGGUUUUAGUAAGUCAGCUGUAGCUAUUUUGAUAGUAGUCCAUGUAUAAAGUGUAGCCAGAAAUGUUUUGUAUUCCUUAACAUUCCAAGACUUAAAAAUC
Molecule: messenger RNA, 1675 nt
Organism: Owenia fusiformis
Lineage: Eukaryota; Metazoa; Annelida; Polychaeta; Sabellida; Oweniidae
Source: the annotation of a GenBank genome assembly